AUGGGGAGAGGACCACCGUGUUGCGAAAAACAAGUGGACGAUGAGAAAAACGUGGAGUAUCACAAUUUAGAAGAGCUGGAGGGAAGAAAAAAAAUGAAUGUUCAAGGAAAAAACAAAAAGGGGAAUACGUACUACAAUAAUAAGAAGGAAUACAUCGAGAAGGUAAAGCGGUUGAAGGAAAAAAAAUAUUUUGGAAAUAAAACGAUAGGAAAUAGGUACAGCUAUAUAUACCUAAUAAACCAAAUAUUCGGAUCAGGAAUUGUGUCUAUCCCAUAUGUGUUUAAAAGUUCGGGAUGGCUACCUUGUCUAAUCACAAACAUUUUCAUAUGCAUCUUAACCAUUUUUAACACCUUACUUUUUCUACGCGCGAUGACCAUGAUCCCGAAUAAUAUCCAUUUUAAUAAGAGAUACGAGUACAUCUCCACAGUGUGUUACUUCUUGGGGAAGAACAACAUAUUCUUUUGGCUGAUGCAGAUGUGCUACUACGCGAGCAUCUUGGCAAGCAACAUCAUAUCGAUAGUCAUAGUUUCCCACGCAAUGGAUUACAUAAUAAUAAAUACCGUGGGCUACACCGUAGGUAACAUCUGCUCUGAAAAAAUGGCUUUCAUUUUGGGAACCAUUUUCCCCUUUUUAAUUUCCUGGUUUUUUACCUCCAGGGCUAUUUUCGAAAAUGUCUUCACGUGGUCCAGCUUAAUUUUCUCCUAUGCCUGUAAUUUUAUCACCCCAUCUAUUAUAUAUCUCAUAGCUUGUAAGAACAUCCCCUACUCUGGGAAGAAUCCCCUUCACCAUAUUCUUGUACUCUACGACCCGAAGGAGCACAAAAGAAGAAAGAAACCCAUUUAUGGUUUUUAUUACCCACGGGAUGCUGGCAGGGGGAAGAAAGAGACGAGUUGGAACUCCUACAAAGUAUGCAGCGAAGACAAACCAAAGAGUUAUGCAGCACAAUAUGAUGCACGAAGCAUAUUGGAUACUCCCCCGAAGAACUCCCCGAAUGAAGAGCGAAAAUGCUUACUCCCGCUACCGCAUAGCCAGAUGAGCUACCUCCAUUUGGGGGGGACCAAAAAUAACGCUUCCAAUGUAGAGGGAACAUAUCGAGGGGAGGGCAACCCAACAUGUGACAAGGUGGUGCAUUUAAGCGGCUCCCAUGUGAGUGCCCCAUAUGGAACAGAUGCGAAACCGCCGAUGGUCUACACAGAGGAAGAGAGAAAUAACCAAGUGGUCGCACAUCAGGGGAAUUUUCCGUACGAACUCCUCCCUCUCGGCGCGGAGGAACCAAUGCGGAUACCCCCCAGGGACGACUUCGUAGUGGCAAUAAAAGCACAGCCUGGAGAAAACGCAUCUAAUGGGGAAGAGCACGCACAGAUGCAAACAAAAAAAAGCAUCUCGUUGCAUGUGGACAGCCACCCCGCACCGGAAACUACAGAUAGUACAUAUAUCUUAGCGGGUAGAGGGAUCCCCCCAGAAGUGGACGAACCGCUGCCGCAAAAUGAGCAGCGUUACCCCAGCAAAGAAGAAGACGAGAAAAGGAGAAAAAAUUCAAACGAAUUCCAUCGUCGAAGGAAAAACAACACGGAGUCAUUCGAAUUUCGCAAGUGUAGCUCCCUCUUUAAUAUGAAGGCAAACAACAUAAAUAAGAACAACCCUAAGGCGAAGCAAAAGCUACCAAGCAACGUUAGGAAAUCGAGGAAGCACAAAACGGUGAUGGGGUUUGAAAAGAAAAAUAAAAGAAAUAAAAGAAUUUCUAUAAAAAAUGAGCAACAUGAAUGCUCCGACUAUUCAGACAUCACCGAUAGUGAACUUUUAAAUGAUAAAAUAAUAGCAGACAUGUCAAGAGACAUUUACAACGAUAUAAGAAUAAUCAAAAAUAACUAUAAAAGGGAUGAGUACUUGAUUAAAUAUUCGGACAUUUUUGACUCCUUUUUGAAUUUGAAACUGAUGCUGGAGGGUACCUCCGACGGGAAAAACGCUUGCGAUGUGUGCGAUAUGUGCGAUUUUCUAGACGUGUGUAACGUGCGUGAUUUUUACAAUUUUGACAACUCCGGAAAGGGACUCUCGCUGGAGCUUACCGCGCCAAAUGAAGGGGAUCCCCCCCCCAGCAGUUUAACGGUAACUCCCCACGCGUAUACUUAUGAUGUUCGUAAUGCAAGGGGGGAAGCUCUGACGUGUAGGGAUCUUCCAACUGGGGAGCAGCAAAUGUCAGAUGUGGAAAAGGGGAAAUACUGGACGAAUGAUAAGCCCUUUCGAGGAAAAACAACGACGGUGAAUUAUAAAAUAAGAGAAGAAGACAAGGAAAACGAUUCGUACGAACGAGUUGGAACAAGAACUACGAAAGUGGACACUAAACCAAGAGGAGAUAAUAGCCCCGAUGGGGAAGAAAUGAAAGAAGUACAAAUUGACAUGCCCUCAAAUGAUAUAUAUGAAGGAAAAUUAAGUAAUGAUUUAAAAAACGAUUUUCAUGUAUUCAUUAACGGAAUAAGUAAUAAGCAAAAUUUAACCUGGGCAUUUGAUGGAAAUAAAAAUGAAGGAAGACAAAAUGCUUUGCCAAAUGGUAACAUCCAUGUGAAUGUAUCCAACGUGGAAAAACCUUUCCAUUCAAAUGAUCCUAUAAGUCCCUCCUCUUCCUUUAGAAAAUCCAAAAGUGAUAUUUAUUCUUACUCCCUCAAUUUAUGUAAAAAUGGACAUGACAUGGACGAUUAUGUGGAUGAAAUAAAUGGCAUGAUCCUUUUGAAGAAGUUACAUUCUCGGAAGAACUGCCCCAGUAAGCGCAAAACGAGUGAAGAAAGUAUGCAUAAUACCUUUUUGCAAACCAAAAGUGUUGACAAUUAUGCAAGCAGCAAAUUCUUAUCUUUUCCCAGUGACGAAAAGGUGCAUGUGCAUUUCGAACAGAUAAAUGAAUUGGAGGGAACCAAAGAAAUGGGAGAAAAAAACGCAACUGAAGAUUCACAAAAAAAUUUUGAAACAAAUCAGCAAAUAGUUACCCCCCUGGGGAACACAAAUUACUCCCAAGUUGACGAUACACCUCAGUGCAGCAACAUGAACAAGUAUGAAACUUUUCCCAAUUUAGUACACAACAGAAAAAGAAUUCCAUCAAAAAAUGAGGAUCAGGAGGGAUAUGCAGACAAACAAAAUUUCCAAUCAAAGGACAGAAUCUUGUACUUCCUAAAUUCAUUCAAUCGAAAAAGUAAAAUGUACAAAGAUGUGAACACACUAUCCGUGCCGGACAAUGUAUACAAUGUGAUUCCAAAAAUUAAUAAAGGAAAUGGCCACAGCAACCUCGAUGACACCAUAAACAAUAUAUUCAACUAUUACAAGUACAACUUUUUGCUCUCCUUCAGUGAGAAGAAUAAGAAAAGGGGGACCUUUAGCAAAUAUAAAUAUGCUAGAAAUGCCCACUGGGUGCACAACCACACCAAGAUGGACAGAGAAGGAGGAAGUGACCGAAGUGAUCGUGGCCGAAGUGAUCAUGACCGAAACGAUCGUGACCGUGAAUUCCAAAAUGAGGGCUGCGAUAGGAUGUACGCGCAAAGCAUCCAAGAGCGAAACACAAAUUCGUCCAACCACACAAAUGAAGAUGUUGUCUCCUACAGCGACAACAACGUGGGGGAAAAUAUGCCAAAAAAAACGUUCGCCACUCCUAAUUCUAAGUUAAACUAUUUGAAAAAAUUUGAUUCUGAUGAGAAGACGGAGCCAUUACUUAUGGCUCACCAGAAGGAAAACUACUACGACGAAUUGCCAACAAUUAAUUUAAUUUGUCCAGAGAAACCUUUGCAUGGGUAUGAGGAUGCUUACCAGAUAGAUGACUACGUCAAUGGGAAAAUUAAUGAAAAUAUUAUCCAUGUCUACCCCUCUAGGUACCUACGAAUCAAGCAUGUAAAAAUUACUGAGGUGCUCCUAUUCGUUGCGGUGCUCCUGCUGCUCAUUUCAGUGUUGUAUGAUUUUUCUUACUGA
Plasmodium cynomolgi strain B is the source of this 3948-nucleotide messenger RNA. RefSeq names its product transporter/permease protein. The record is from RefSeq and is a predicted model, not a curated record. The coding region runs from base 1 to 3948 and encodes 1315 amino acids. Lineage: Eukaryota; Apicomplexa; Aconoidasida; Haemosporida; Plasmodiidae. The transcript is spliced from 2 exons.